Oncorhynchus tshawytscha (Chinook salmon) is the source of this 1992-nucleotide messenger RNA. Its product is annotated as macrophage mannose receptor 1-like. The transcript is spliced from 9 exons. The annotation marks the transcript as partial. NCBI's taxonomy places the organism in Eukaryota, Metazoa, Chordata, Actinopteri, Salmoniformes, Salmonidae. The record is from RefSeq and is a predicted model, not a curated record.
GAGAGAGAUAGAGAGACCGAGAGAGACGGAGAGAGAGAAAGGGGAGAGAGUUGGAAAGCGAGAGAGAGAUAGAGAGACAGAGAGAGACAGAAAGAGACGGAGCGAGAGUAAGAGAGUUUUCUUCAAACAACAGUGAUGGAAACGUUGUUGUAUCUCACCCUGCUCAUCUCAGGAUUCUACACACCUUCCUCAUGUCUUCAUCAGUAUCACCUCAUUACCAACAAUAUGAACUGGACUGAUGCCCAGAGUUACUGCAGAGCACAUUACACUGAUCUGGCUACAGUAGAUGACAUGGAGGACCUGAACAGGCUGAUGACCAGUGUCAGUAGGUAUUACUGGUCCUGGAUCGGACUGAAGAAGGGAGACUCCAUGAAGUGGCACUGGUCUCUGGCAGACAGACAUUUCUACAGAGAGGGGGAGACUGAGUUCAGAAACUGGGACACUGGAACACCCCAAAAUGGUAACUGUGCUUUAAUGAGUACAUCUGGUCUGUGGAACAACACCUCCUGUGAUGACCAGCAUCACUUCAUCUGUUAUGAUGGAAAACAAGUCACCAACCAAACAUACGUCUUAAUUCAGGAGAACAGGACCUGGAUAGAUGCUCAGAGUUACUGCAGACAGUAUCACACAGACCUGGUCAGUGUGAGGAACCAGACUGAGAACACAGAGAUAGAGAAGAAGAUAUCACUGAGGGGACUUCCUGUGUGGAUCGGUCUGUUUCUAGACUCCUGGAGAUGGUCAGACCAGAGUGACUCCUCAUUCAGAAACUGGUUGUCAGGACGGCCUUCAACAGAUCAGGGAGACACCUGCACUCUGGUGUCUUUUAAUCGUUAUUAUUAUGACUAUGAUUAUUAUGACUAUUAUAAUUAUGCUCCAUGGAUAAAUGAUCCCUGUGGCCUCAACUAUCCUUUCAUCUGCUAUGGUCCAGCUGUGGAGACCACUGAGAAACCUCAACUGAAGAGACAUGUGGUGAGAAUGAAGAUGACCCCAAAGGAUCAACAUCUGAACAUCAGCGAUCCUGCUGUUCAGGACUCCAUCUUACAAGAGAUAAGGAACAAGCUGAAGGAGCAGGGGUUACCUGCAGACACCAAAGUGACAUGGAAAAAGCAGCCUGAUGGGAAGGUCUUCCACAAGGAAGAAGAGGGGUCUCCCAAGAAAGAAGAGGAGGAGAAGAAGAUGAAGAAGAGUAUGAUGACAAAGAGAGAACUCUUAUCACGUCAUGAACAUAAAAAGACCUGGAUGGAUGCCCAGAGUUACUGCAGAGCACAUUACACUGAUCUGGCUACAGUAGAUGACAUGGAGGACCUGAACAGGCUGAUGACCAGUGUCAGUAGUUCUAAUUACUGGUUCUGGAUCGGACUGAAGAAGGGAGACUCCAUGAAGUGGAACUGGUCUCUGGCAGACAGACGUUUCUACAGAGAGGGGGAGACUGAGUUCAGAAACUGGGACACUGGGACACCCCAAAAUGGUAACUGUGCUUUAAUGAGUACAUCUGGUCUGUGGAACAACACCUCCUGUGAUGACCAGCAUCACUUCAUCUGUUAUGAUGGAAAACAAGACACCAACCAAACAUACGUCUUAAUUCAGGAGAACAGGACCUGGAUAGAUGCUCAGAGUUACUGCAGACAGUAUCACACAGACCUGGUCAGUGUGAGGAACCAGACUGAGAACACAGAGAUAAAUAAGAAGAUAACACUGAGGGGACUUCCUGUGUGGAUCGGUCUGUUUCUAGACUCCUGGAGAUGGUCAGACCAGAGUGACUCCUCAUUCAGAAACUGGUUGCCAGGAUGGCUUUCAACAGAACAGAGAUACAACUGCACUCUCGUGCAUUCUAAUCCUUCUUCUUCAAAUCAUGCUAAAAUGAGAAAUUAUCCCUCUGAUGACACCUUUCCUUUCAUCUGCUCCGCUGUGGAGACCACAAUGACUACAGCGACCACGACUACCCCCUGCCCACGACCACGACUACCCCCUGCUCACGACCACGACUACCCC